AUGCCGCCCCGAACCCGCAGACAAGAGCCAAACGAAAGCACCGGGACCCAGAAGCGUAAGCCUGCCCGCCGUGACCCGGAGAAGCGACGGCAGCAGAACAUCCGCGCUCAAAAGAAAUACCGUGAGAAACUCCGACAGCGCUUAGAACAUCUAGAAGCGGUUGCUGCGUCUGCCACACAGCCUGCUAGUCAAGGCUUGCCUGGCACAGCUCCAUCAUCUUCUACCUCUCAGAGCGAUAAUACUACACCGGCUACUCCUCAGUCCACUUUGGAUGUGUCCGCUAGUUUACCCACAGCUAUAACGGACUACCCACAGCUUGCUCCUCAACUGGAUACUAUCCCAUUGGAUCUGAGCUUGUGGAACCCUAAUCCGCAUGCACUAGUACCGGAUGCUCCGUCAUCCCUAGGCGUAUGGGAUCCUAGCACGUUGCCUCUGUCGGAUGGAACCCUAUGGUAUCCGCCACCACUCGACCAACUAACCAGAACCAAAACUCCAGACGACACGAUAUGCCCCCCUAACCUAGAUCGUACUUCACAGCCAGUCACCUCCACGACUCUGGUCGAGGUAACCAACAGCAACCCCCUUACUCUCAGAAGCGGCGUCAACCACCGGCCAAGCUUGGCCUGGACUACCACUGUCGACUGCAGCUGCUCCAGCCCACACUUUACAAUACAGUCGGGAGGUCCUUUCUCCGCCAAUCCUCGCCAGCUCAAGGUGCUCACGACCAUGCCAAUAGCUGACCCAUAUGCGAACAGCCUCCGAGUCGACCAGCAUUGCACCCUAACAGCAUUGUUCUCAGUCGUAGAACACGUCGGCCUAACCAUGGACAUAAUCUGUUGCGAUGACUCUACAUCCCUCUUUUUCCGCGCCGACGCCUUGACAUCGGAUCCGUUGACCAAAUCCAAUGUGAUUUCUGCCGUCCAGAAGAACUUUAGAUCCAGAGUCAAGCACGACUUGAGGCCGACCAAAGAGCAAAUCACCAUCAGCCACCAUCCGAUGAUGGAUAUAUACCCCUCUCCUACUCUCCGAAACAAUCUUGUCACCCGCCAGGGCGAGUAUGAUGAGGAUGAAUUCUUCCAUGAUAGCCUCGCCGGAUUGAUAUGCUGGGGAAGUGCAGGCAUUGGGCAGAAGGAUCGAAAUGUCUCUGCUGGAAAAGCUUCGAGCGGAACGCCGUGGGACUUGCGCAGCUGGGAGGCUCAAGAGUGGUUUGUGAAGAAGUAUUGGAGUUUACUAGGUGGCGAGGAUGGAGAACUGGUACGACAGACUGAGUGGUGGCGGAGUGUCAGAGGGGAAGCUGAGCUUGAUGUGGUUGAGCUAUGA
Aspergillus mulundensis is the source of this 1320-nucleotide messenger RNA. Its product is annotated as bZIP transcription factor. Gene Ontology annotation, molecular function: DNA-binding transcription factor activity. The transcript has 2 exons. Gene Ontology annotation, biological process: regulation of DNA-templated transcription. Bases 1 to 1320 code for a protein of 439 amino acids. NCBI's taxonomy places the organism in Eukaryota, Fungi, Ascomycota, Eurotiomycetes, Eurotiales, Aspergillaceae. The record is from RefSeq and is a predicted model, not a curated record.